AUGGAAACCCUCCUACCGGCUGAUUUUUGUGGUAGCGGAACUUUCAUUCUGUGCACUGCCGGGGCCUUGGUAGUCAUCUACUACGCCUCUGUCGCUCUCUACAACACAACAAUUCAUCCUCUGGCACGUGUCCCAGGAUACCGGCUUGCUGGCAUGACGAAUCUGUAUCAGCUAUUCUGGUGUUAUCAUAAUGGACGCAGCGUCUACUAUCGGAAGAUUCGAGAGAUGCAUGAUCAAUUCGGACCUAUUGUACGAGUCUCUCCCAACGAGCUAUCCUUACGAGACCCGAAGGACUGCGAAACGAUCUACGCAACUCACUCAAAGUACACUAAAGACUCCACCUUCUACCAAACUAUGGGCGUUCGACACGGCAUGUUUGGGGCCGAAUCAAAUCUCGAUCAUCGACAACUUCGAGCCCCCUGGCGGCAAUUCUUCACCAACCCUUCCAUCAAGAAGUUGGACGGCAUGAUACAAUCAAAGGUUGAGCUCCUCUGCCAACGGCUAGACCAACAGCUCCGCCAGACCGGUAGCGCUCCGGUCCAGGAUCUUCUACACUCCCUCUCAUCAGACAUUGUAUCUCAUGCUUUUGCGGUCGACACCUGCCUGCGUCAGCAAGACGUUAGUUCGGCAUGUCCAGAACCCAAGUCGCUUGCACAUAUCAUGACAGCGGCCUACCUAUCUCGCGAGGCGCCCGCCCAGACGACGAUCACGCGCGAGGUCCUCAUCGACGAGCUGCACAGCCUCAUGGUAGCGGGCACGUUCAACACCGGCACCAUCGCUUCGACCACACUUUUCCAUGUUCUGACCAACGACAGUGUUCGCCGUCGAGUGAUAGACGAACUUAAAACCGUCCAGAACAAGAUGACACAUGCUGAACUUGAGAAGCUGCCGUACUUGUCGGCUUGUGUGAAAGAGGGAUUCAGGCUAGGGUACGGACCGAUUGGACGGCUCCCUCGAGUUGUGCCGGAGCCGGGUGCAUUCUUCCAGGGUUAUUGGAUUCCAGCUGGUUCUGUUGUGGGCGUAUCGAGCUACGUUCAACAUCACAAUCCCGACAUUUGGGGCCACGACCACGACGACUUCAAUCCGAACAGAUGGCUUGACCCCACCCGUGCCAAACAUCUCAACAAGUACUUGCUCACGUUUGGAAAGGAUGCUCGCCGAUGCAUCGGUCAACGCGACUUUGUACAUCGGUCUGUCGUCUAUUCUGUCGAUAACAUGUCGACCACCGAUACGAUUCCGAAUCCCGAUUGCGACGAGAUGCGUCCCCUUCCUGAAACAUCAUCUGAACCCGACCAGAUCGAGGCGGCUCGUAUCGACGAUGAAACCAUGAGUCCCUCGAGCCAAAGUCAACCCUACGACGAAUUGGAGGAUAUUGAAGCCUUGUGUUGCCAGGUGGAGAAGGAAUUGAAGGUUUCGAAGAAUAUUGUUGAAAGCGCUGUUCAGAAAUGGGACUUGACGGAAGAUGAUAAGGACCUUCAAGAGUUCCAAGGCCAGAUAAAGGAACUGGAGAAUUUCCUCGAAUGCGGCAAGAAGCUUGACUCCCACCGAAGGUCUAUCCAACCGCCACUGGAGGACAACGAAGGAGGAGCCCUCAAGUUCUAUAAAAGCCUGCUACGUUUGACAGUGGAUCGUUUGAAGAAGAUUACCGCGUGGCAGCACGCUCUCGGCAAUGUUGGCGCCAUCAGCGAGGCUGACAGCCAAGUUGCAGCGGGAACGGAUGGUGGCAACGGUCAGGCCGCCGUCAUUGAGAAUCAGAAUUAGACCAUGAGAAACGUUUUCCAUCUGAGUCCUCUUAUUUGGCUUUGUCCCGCUCAAAGUGUCAGUAGUCAAUAGAGGCGUGUUGAACCAACA
This is a messenger RNA of Verticillium dahliae VdLs.17, 1851 nucleotides long. RefSeq names its product benzoate 4-monooxygenase cytochrome P450. The transcript has 5 exons. The record is from RefSeq and is a predicted model, not a curated record. The coding region runs from base 1 to 1761 and encodes 586 amino acids. Lineage: Eukaryota; Fungi; Ascomycota; Sordariomycetes; Glomerellales; Plectosphaerellaceae. Gene Ontology annotation, molecular function: iron ion binding; heme binding; monooxygenase activity.